Molecule: messenger RNA, 2550 nt
Organism: Penicillium hordei
Lineage: Eukaryota; Fungi; Ascomycota; Eurotiomycetes; Eurotiales; Aspergillaceae
Product: putative spindle pole body associated protein SnaD
Exons: 1
Coding region: 1-2550 (849 amino acids)
Source: RefSeq, a predicted model, not a curated record
AUGGCCAACACGGGCUAUACCUCGCCAUUUCCAACCUCACAUGACACCAUCGGGCAGUCAACACUAGUGACACCUCUCUUCAUGCCAUCCUCUCCUCCACAACAUCCUUCCAGCCCAUUGGGAUCUCCGACAACCGCCCAAACUCCUGCAACUGCCCAGACUCCUGUAACCGAGCGCGCCGCAACACGUGGCCAAGCCGCUGACGAUGAAUACCAUUCCGAUAAUGAAAUUCAACAUGUCUCUCGGUCACCCUCUCCUGGAAGUCCAACGGGCUCAGAUCUCGAUGCGCGACUUGCCGAUUAUACCUUGGACUUCAGCAACUUCCCGAGCGGCCAUUUUGCCUUGGAUGGGCACGAGGACACUCUGCCCCCUUUCCACCAAGAUGUAGAUAAACUAUCCGAUGUUGGAGGCCCGGAAGACUUUACUGCGAAUAUGGAGAAAUACCUGAUGGGCGAUAUGGAAGACGGAGCGGACCAUGAGGAUGAACAGGAAGAAGACUACGGAUCAGUACGACGCUCUUCCCGGAAGUCGAAGCAAGCCGUGAUCGAAGAAGAACCCGACUCCGGCGAAUACAGUGAAUUCGGACCGCCAGUGGAUAUGUCGACUCCGUCACACCUAUUGCACCGGACUAGCGCUCUUCCCAAAGACUCGACUCACCUGGAAGGUAUUGAAGAAUACCCCGAUGAUGACGAGGCUCAGGAUUCCGCAUCCCCUUCCAUCCGAAAAUUGUCGGAUGCCUCCAGUCAUGCACCAGAGGAGCAAAAUGAGGACCUUCACCAGCAGAUUGCACAACUGCAGCAAGCCUUGAAGGAACGCGAUGACCAAUUACAGAAGAAUCGGAAUCGUGUGCUCGAAGCUGUUUCUGCUGGUGAGCAGAUCCGUCAUCUCCAGACAGAAUUGCAGCGGAAGAAUGCUCUCCUGGAUGAGGUGAAUGCCAAAGGUAGCGACGAGGCAAUGCUGCGCGAGCAAGUUCAGUCACUUCAAACGAAAAAUGAAGAGCAGGAAAAGCUAUUGCGCCAGUCAAGCAUGAACACAACGGAUCUCAGUCCUCUUUUGAACCAGAUUCGUGAGAUGCAACAGCAGCUCCAAGACAGAGAUGCACAGACUUCGAUGGACACGGAGCGGUUGGAGACAAUUGCUCACCUACGCCAGCAACUCAAUGUUUCUCAAGAGCAGGUGCGAAAGCGCGAUGAAACAUUGGAUGAGACAUUCACCAAGCUGAAGGAAGUCACACGGGUCAAGGAUACACAGAUACAGGAAAAGAACUCGGAGAUUGAUCAACUCCAAGCACAGAUCGACGACUACGGGCUGGAGAACGAGAAGCUCGAGUCGGAAUUAGAGCGUGCGCACAAUGAUUAUCAGGUCCUCGAGGAACGCUUCAUCGAUUUGGAAAUUAGAAAUCGUCCUCUGGAGGAGAAGAACACCACACUGGAAGCAAAUCUCACACGUGUUCAGUCCCACAUGGAAGCCCAGGAGAGUGCUCUCAAAGCUGCAGCAGCAGAUCUCCCUAUCAGUGGCCAUAGCACAUACAGCGAGAUUCUUGACCUGAUCAAAGAUUUAGGCCCAGGGGAUCCUGCAUCCCCACUCCACUCACCAUUGAAGGAGAAGUUCGUGGAUGGCCAAGGUGUGCAGCAACCGCAACAACCCGGCAUGCCAACCAUUGCAAGCCUUCAGCAAGAACUCCAGGAGUUAUCCGCCGCCCAGAAAGCCGCAGACACAGAAGCAGCAUGUCUGCGUGACCAGGCAACUGAAGCACAGACCCUUAUCAAGACCAUCGAAACAGAGAACUCGCGACUCUCCACCCGAGUGAACGAGCUCACAACGGCCCUAAACAAGUGCCAGCACGACCUAAUCCAAUCGCAAGAAAGGAACGCCGAGUCCCUCGAGACGAUCGCCCGCUUGCAAGAAGACAAGAUCGCCGAACCUCCCAGCCCACCCCCGUCACCCCCAACAGCGCGUGGAGCUCUCAAUCCAGAGCCAAGAGGACCGGACACAGCAGCCCUGGAGGCGAACCACCAAAGCCAACUCCGCAGCCUGCAAACCGCACACUCAACUGCAGUGUCAACUCUGCGCGCCUCGCACGCCGAGUCAAUGCGCAAAAUCCGCAACCUCCUCACAAGCGCCGAGCAACGGGAAACCGAUCUACGCUCGGAACUUGCAAAUCUCCGCUCCUCAUCCACCACCUCCGAAACCCACCUACGCAAGAGUUUCAAAAUAGAACUCAGACGCCUAGAAGACGUUAUCGCCGCAAAGGACGAAACCGCAGCCGAGGUCGACCAGCGCAUCGCUUUGUCGGUGGACAAGCGCGAGCGCGAGUGGGAGCGACGCAUCGACCUGCUCCUCAAGGAGCGUGAUCGCAUGGCCAAGGCUUUGAUGAUGAGCUGGGGUGAGAAGGAACUUGGUCGUGGACCUGGGUCUUUGGCUGAGAGUCAAGGCAAGGAGAGCCGUCGUCGUGACCGGGAACGUGAUGUGGAUGCCAAGAGUGGACAGGCUUAUCGCUACAAGUACGCUCAGAAGCAGAAGUCUAAGAGCACGGAGGCUAGGGCUUAG